CGGCGGCGCCGGGCCAUGGAGGCGGAGGGCGGGGCGCUGGGCCCCGGCGAGCGCUGGGCCCCGGUCGGGGCGGUGGCGGAGGCGGAGGCGGGCGAGGCCGGGGCCCCGGGCGGGUCGGGGCCGGGCUCGCCGGCGGGCUCGCCCCGCUCGCUGCCGCGGCUCCGCGCCGAGCGCCGCCGCCUGCACGGGGCCCUGCUGGCGCUGGUCUCGCACUUCGCCCAGGUGCAGUUUCGGCUCCGCCAGGUGGCGCGCGCCGGGCCCGCCGAGCAGCAGCGGCUGCUGCGCGAGCUCGAGGACUUCGCCUUCCGCGGCUGCCCGGCCGCGCCGGGGGCCGGGCCCGGGGGGGCGCCGGGGGAGCGGGAGAAUCAGGAGCGAAUUGAGGCCCGGAAGGAGAAGCAGCGAGAGCUGAUCCUGCAGCUCAAGACGCAACUAGAUGACUUGGAGACCUUCGCUUACCAAGAGGGCAGCUAUGAUUCACUGCCCCAAUCCAUGGUCAUGGAAAGACAGCGGAUGAUUAUAGAGGAGUUAAUAAAGAAGCUGGAUAUGAACUUGAAUGAGGAUAUUGCGUCACUGUCCCCAGAGGAGCUGCGGCAGCAGGUGGAUGUGGCUGUUGCCCAGAUUGUCAAUCCUGCAAGGGUGAAGGAGCAGCUGGUGGAACAGCUGAAGACACAAAUACGGGACCUGGAGAUGUUCAUCAGCUUCAUUCAGGGUGAAGCUGGAAAUCCUGUCCAGGUGGAGGAUGGACAGUGUGCAUGUUCAGGCAGGAAGCCUGGAAGUGGCCCCUACAAACCGAAUGCCAGGCUGCCUCCCGGGAAUAACAGAGUGAACCCAGAGGAUGCCAGGAAGAUGCGAGAAACAGGCCUGCACCUUAUGCGUCGCAUGCUUGCUGUGCUGCAGAUAUUUGCUGUCAGUCAGUUUGGCUGUGCUACAGGUCAGAUCCCCCGCACCCUCUGGCAGAAGGACCAGGCCAAUAAGGACUAUUCUCCCUUAAUUAAGAAACUGGAAUUUUCUGUAGACCAAGUGAGGCAGCUGGCACUGAAGCACCAGCACCAGGAUCAUGUGCUCAGCUAUUCCAGCAUGCAGGAUGUCUCCUUAGGAGCAAGAGAUGAGCUGACGCUGGCUGUGCGGAAGGAACUGACCAUUGCUAUACGAGACCUGAUGGCUCAUGGGCUCUAUGCCUCUUCUCAAGGGAUGAGCUUGGUGUUGGCACCCAUUGCGUGCCUGAUUCCUGCACUUACCUCGUCGCCACAGACCAUGCACCCCUGGGAACUCUUUGUGAAGUAUUACAACACCAAGAACGGCCGCGCCUUCGUGGAGUCCCCAGCGCGCAAGCUCUCCCAGUCUUUUUCCCUUCCCGUGAUGGGGGGCAUCACUGUGACCCCCAAGCAGAGCCUGUUAACGGCUAUUCACACUGUCCUCACAGAGCAUGAUCCAUUCAAGCGCAGUGCGGACUCUGAACUGAAAGCCCUGGUGUGCAUGGCAUUAAAUGAACAGCGUCUGGUUUCCUGGGUGAACCUGAUCUGCAAAUCUGGGGCUCUGAUACAGUCUCACUAUCAGCCCUGGAGCUACGUGGCCAACACAGGCUUUGAGAGUGCACUCAACCUUCUCAGCCGCCUGAGCAAUUUAAAGUUCAACCUUCCUGUUGACCUGGCUGUCCGGCAGCUGAAAAACAUCAGAGAUGCUUUUUGAUGUGCCCUUUCUGGAUUAGCCCCCUUUCCCCCAUAGGAAUGUAUUAACUUACUUGCUUAGAGGAGGAGCCUUGUUUAUGACCAAACUUGCCGCCUUUGAAGCUGGUUGUGUCUACUAGGAUAGCAGUCUCCUGUCUUGAUACUGGAAACCUCCCUUACAAGAUUGCCUGUGAGGAAAUGCUGCAGAUGUUUGGGUUGUGUGCCACCUCGCCCAGGCCUAUGAUAAUGCAGCUCCUAACAGCAGAGCUGCUGCACCCCAUCUGCCGGUGCCUUGCCUCUGUCACAUGCAUUAGGAGUGAACCACUGUCUGAAAUGCAAUAAAAAGGGCCUGAUUUUACAGCCAGUGCAUCGGAGCAGCUCCCGUGGAGUUCAGUGGAAGCAGUUCCUGUGCUGUGGCUGCACGUCAGCCCCCAGAAUUUUUAGUCUAAAAGCUGUCACUUGUGGCAUUUGGCUAUUUCACACAGAGUUGGGUGCGGCUUUUUGACAGAUAUACCUUCCUUCUGCUGCUUAGGCUUGAUGUAACAUGCCCGGUGGUGGAGUCAGACAUCCCCUCCCCCACGUUUAUGUAGAUUUUGAAUGUACAGGAGGCCUGGGAACAAUUUCUGCCCUGAGCUAUAGUUGCCUGUUGGUUUGUAUCUUGCAGGAUUAGUGGCUGCAGAAGUCCAGACAUUGAGAUUCUUUGGACUAUGGGGUGACAGGUGACUCGAUUGAGCAUUCAGGUGCAUUGUGUAAGAAUCUCAGCUCCCUCUUGGAGCUUUGGUCAAAGCCCUGAAUACCAGUUCAGGCCAGGGUUUCAUUGCAGAUGCAUUGGUUUAACAACUGUAAACAAAUAUUCCCUUUUCCAGUUACUGUGUUUAACUUGAGUUAAUUAUUAGCCCCUGUGCUGCAAGAACAGUUGCUCAUAUGGCUCCUUGUAGAAAAUAAAUUGUAGUAGUUACAGAUGUCUGAUAUUCCCAGUGUAAUUCCUGAGAGCACUUCUGUGGUCAGUAUCUCUUGGCCAGAACUUUCUACAUCGAGUGUAUUUGGUUAUUGUGUAACUGAGCAUUUUCUGCUGGUCUGAGGGCAAAGCUUCCUGCACUGGUUACAGGUAGGUCUGCAGUCAAAUCAGUCAGCGCUGUGGAAGUAGUAAUCUGCAAGAGAAAAUCACUUCUGGCAUCAGAAGAGAACUGAGGCUUUGACUGGAAUAGAGCUGAGGGGAGUGGUCUCCUUUGUACAUGCAUCAGUGAUGCCCUGAGCAGCAGGUAGUGGAUUUAUAUGGGAAACAGUAGUGUCUCAGUGUGGCCUCCUGUUCCCUUCAGCUUCCUGGCAAAACAGCAACAUCCGAGUCUCGGGCACAUGGGGGAGGGUUGGGAGUGACCAUUCCAGUUGUACAUUUAGUAGCUAGAAAUAGGGCUGUCAAGGUAGUUUCUUUGUUCCCAAUUUCCCCACUGUUCAUAAUAGCUCUCUCUUUGAAGCUUGAAAAGGAAUGUUUUCUUACUACCAGUUCCUCUCAGUUGCACGCACAGUUUAGUGCAGUCGGGCUGCACGCUUCUACUUAUUUCUGACUAAAAAGCAUUGAAACUAUUAUUUGGGAAAACAUCUAGAAUUACAUAGACUGACACCACAGAUUUUGGACAUUGAGCACUGGGGCCCAUCUGCUCUCAUUGAAGUUAAUGACGAAGUUGCCACUACAGAGAGACCAGAAUCUGCUCCUUCCCCCCCCCCCAAAAAAAAAAAAAAAAAAAUUAUUUGCGUGUUUGGAGCAGAGUGAAAUUUACAGUACACUGUAAGGAGGGUGUUAGUUUCUUUGAAGAAUUAGUGGUUAGUAAUACAUUCCUCCACAUGUUUUUAAUGCAGAAAUAGUUUACUGUAAUAUAAUGAAAACCAGCAGCAGUGACUCUUACAUAUGUGGAAACUGUUUUCAUGUUGUACCCUUCAGUUAUGAAACUGUUCAUGUAUUUUCAGAGGCUUGUCUAAGGGUGAAAAAUUCCAAGCUUAUUUAUCCAGAUAAACUUGUCUUCCUGGACAGCAAAUUAUAGAAUUACCAAUGACCAACCACAUUAAGAUUAGCUGGAGAGGCAAGAUUUAAUUCAAGAAUAAUUUCCAUGGAACAUUCCCCUUUCUGGUUUGACUAUUUUUUGUCUGAAAUCUGUAUGUUUUUGUUAAAUCUGUGGCAGUUACAAAUAAGUUGGCAGUUGAAGUGUCUGAUUGCUGGAAAGGCUUUUCUGGGGCCCUCAAUGGUUCCAUAAAGCAUCUUGUCUUCAGGUUUUUCUGAUUCUUAACUCCAUUUUGUGUUAACAGUGCUAUGCUGGAGAAGUUUGUGUUGUACACUAGUUCAGAAAUCUGCUUUAUUUCUGAUGUUGAUUUUGUUCUGAUUUUAGGUCUGUGCAUAUGUGCAAUAGGAUGGAUGUAUUUGUGUUGUGGAGAGUACAAUAUCUAUUGCUGAUAAUAAAAGUCAUAGUGGUUUGUGUAUGUUUUAUUACGUGUACAUUAAUAAACUGUUAAUACACCCUCUCA
Messenger RNA from Chelonia mydas (Green sea turtle), 4184 nucleotides. It is a transcript of the gene RUNDC1, whose product is annotated as RUN domain containing 1. Lineage: Eukaryota; Metazoa; Chordata; Testudines; Cheloniidae. The record is from RefSeq and is a predicted model, not a curated record. The coding region runs from base 16 to 1689 and encodes 557 amino acids. The transcript has 5 exons.